This is a messenger RNA of Prorocentrum cordatum, 1683 nucleotides long. NCBI's taxonomy places the organism in Eukaryota, Dinophyceae, Prorocentrales, Prorocentraceae. The record is from the annotation of a GenBank genome assembly.
AUGCCGCCGUGCGGGCCGCGCGCCCUGCGCGCGGGCCGCGCGCUGCGGCGCCCGGGCGCCCUGCCCCCCCGGCGCUGGUGCGCCCCGGCUGCGCCGGGCGCCCCGGAGGCUCCCGCGGCCCAGGCGACGGCGGCGCCGCCGCCGGUCGCAGCCGCACCGAGCACCUCGGAGGUAUCGGUGCCCUCGCAGUCGUCCAGGGUCAGGGACAUCGUGUUCAGGGGCCCCAUCGCGGACGACGUGGAGGGGGGUGGCUCCCGGUAUUCUGCGUCGGUGUUAUCCAUGUGGAGCAAUGUCCUGCCGCACGUGCGCAGCUCGUUCGCGGUGCACACGUCGCUGGCGGAGGCCCCGAAGCCUGCAGCGCCGCUGCUGAUGGACACCCUGGUCUCCAAGACGAAGGCGCUCGCCGCGACCACAGGCCUGGCCCCCGCCCACUGGUCGCCGGCGCCGGCCCCGUACUACGGUGGCCAGAUCGAGCUGGCGCCCUACCAGAAGGGGCAGGUUGCCGCGUACAACUGGCCGCGGGUGCUCGUGCCCAGGGAGGCCGCCUAUCGCUUCCCGCUGGACACUGGCCAUACUAUCUCAGGAGACCCGUAUCAGAAGAUCAGGAUGAGGGGGUUCACGCUCUUCCCGCGCCUGCAGAAAAAGACUACGCUGAUGUUCAUCUUCUCUGGUCAGCCCCUGAGCGGGCUGUGGACAGGGCUGCGGCAGUGGCUCAACGAGGUCGGCGACGAGUUCAGCGCUCUGAAAGACACCCAGGUCUUCAAGUUGCACUACGAGGAAGGGUGGUGGAAUCGCCGGACCCACGUGUUGACGAAGUUCCAGCUGCGGCGCCAGGUGAAGGAGGAGGAGAUCUGGUCGACGUUCGUGUACAGGAGCAAGUGGAAGGCGGAGUACGAGCGAGCGCUGCACCUCUACAACAAGGAGUUGCCCGUGGUACUCUUGAUCCGAGGCGGAUCGACCCGCUCGGCUACAUCCGGUGGCACGCGGUGGGCCUUCCGACCGGCGAGGCGACCGCCGUGUUCCGCGGCCUCGCCAAGCGCCUCGCGACGGCGAAGAAGGACUUCACGUAAACCGUGCUGGCACGAGGGUCGCGAGCAGCCCUGGCCUUCGAGGGGCACCCCGUGCACAGUCUGCGCGCUCUGGCCCUCCCCCUCGGAGCGCCCUUGCCCUCGAGAGGCCCUCGUGCGGCCGCGUGCCCUCUGGCGAAAGAGGGGCUUGUGCUUGGCCCGCGCCCGACUGAAUCUUACGGCCAUGUUUCGACUGCGGGUCCUCCUGCCGGAGCCUCCUGCGGCGGCGUACGCUCGAGCUCUCUCCUCCCGGCAGCCUCUGGAGAGGGGCUCGGGCCAGCUCGGCCCCCCUCUGCCCCCCGGGACCCUCGUUCGGGACCGUCCCCGGAGGGGAAUUGGGGAGAGUCAGAGCGUGAAUUACCUCCCCCGCUUUCGCUUCCAGGGGCCAGCGUAAGGGAGGGCGGGCUGGAUGCUCUCUGCAGACGCCCAGCCGUUGUGGCGGGCGCCAGUUAGCGCUGGGCUCCUUAGGUGCGCCUGCUCCUGGCAAGAGGCCGAGUUGGGAUGGUGUGUCUGUUGCCGCCGUGGUCGUGCCACGGUGCACGAGAGCGCCGUGCCACCGCCUAUGGGGCUGAACUCAGGCGCUUCCCGCGCAGGAGCAGGGAGGCUUGGCCUCGCA